Messenger RNA from Macadamia integrifolia, 746 nucleotides. RefSeq lists its product as uncharacterized. Lineage: Eukaryota; Viridiplantae; Streptophyta; Magnoliopsida; Proteales; Proteaceae. The record is from RefSeq and is a predicted model, not a curated record.
CAUGAACGAAGAAUGUACUUCCCUCCACCCGAGUCCCCUUUAAAGUCUUCUUUAGAUUUCCAAAAACCACCCACUGGUGACAAGAGCAUGAAAGAAUUAACAGACCACAUGGCCAUUCUUGUACAAUAUGCAAAGGAGCAACAUGAGAAGACACCUCCCAUCACCGAACCAAAGUCAGAAGUUGAGGUUAGUGUGGAAGAAAUUCCAACAAUUUCUACUGUCAAAGAGGGGUUAGACAAUGAUGAUCCCAUCAUUGAGACUCAUGUGGAAGAAAUCGACAUUGAAGACAUUGUUCUUGAAAAGUUGGAGUUUAUCCCUCAAGUCUUUGCCAAGGAGAUUACCAAUGUUGAGGACUCUAUGAAUUCAACUUUCACAACCUAUAUUGAUUCAGAGGAUGAUCAUGUAGAGUUCAUUAUGCCACCAUGGUUCUUUGAAGAGAGAACUCCACACGUUGCAGACUUUAUCCCCAACGUUCCUACACCACUCGAGUUUUGUUUGGGAAUGGUUAAAGAUGCUAAUCACAUGUGGUUUCCCCCUCAUCACUACAAAAUUCGAGGGCGAAUUUUUUCAAGCUGGGGAGAGUUGAUGCAGAUUUAUCACCAAAAUGGGUUUGUUUUCUUAGGAGUAAGUCUAUGGUUGGGUUAUAUGCAUGUUGGGCCUUUGGUCCAAGGGUUUUUUUAAUGUAAUAGGCAACUUCAAUAGUUUAAUGAGUCUAAACCAUGGUAAUAGGUAUGCAUACGGGAUUA